Messenger RNA from Micropterus salmoides (largemouth bass), 1529 nucleotides. RefSeq lists its product as uncharacterized. Gene Ontology annotation, molecular function: zinc ion binding; DNA binding. The transcript has 10 exons. The record is from RefSeq and is a predicted model, not a curated record. Lineage: Eukaryota; Metazoa; Chordata; Actinopteri; Centrarchiformes; Centrarchidae. Bases 58 to 1491 code for a protein of 477 amino acids.
UCUUAUUUGUCUCCAGAGAAACACGUUGGACCAUUUGUCGCCUAAAUUGGUGCAGGAAUGAACGAGGAACUACUUGAGAACGCGGCCCCUGGCCAAGAGCCUGUGGAAGAAGAUGUGGGACAAAGCACAGAGAAGAAGACCAGUGAAGCAGAAAACGCCUCUGAGGCAGCACCAGCACUGGAGCCUUUGGCACCCUCAGACAGACUCUGUAUGAAGGAAAAUCCUAGCUCAGAUCCAGUAGAGGAAAUUCCGGGAGAGGCAAUGGAAGCUAAGGCCACUGGUGGCGAGCCUCCUGUUGACUGGUUUGAGCCACUUGAGGAGGAUGAUGAUGCCAAUAGCCUUGAUAGGAAUGAUGCAGAGGAAGAAAGCCUGGCAGGGGAAAGUGAAAGGAGUGAGAGUGUGUUGGGCACCGAGAAGAACUUGACCAAGAUUUAUCAGCUUCAGGUUCCCCGCCGUAAGCGUUCACAUCCUGAUGAAGGAUGGGUUGACUGGCCAAUACUUGGAGAGGGUUGGAAACGCAAAGAAGUUGUUCGGCGCUCCGGUAGUAGCAUGGGACAGAAGGAUGUGUAUUACAUGAGUCCGAGGGGUGAUCGAGUGAGAAGCAGAGUAGAACUGAUUUCAGUGAUGGAGGGGUUUCUUGACUUGUCAACCUUUGAGUACAAGACCGGAAAGUUCCUCGAUGGCGAAGCACCACCCAUAAGAGUUCGAAGCAGAGCGAAGAGAAAGAUCCGGGAGCGUUCUUCCUCAGAGUCCAGCUGGAUUGACAGAGGGGAUGGAGCUGACACCCCAGACUCCCACCACAGACUCACCCUCAAUCUGGGGCCCAAAAACCUCCACUCCAACCAGACAUAUGUGUCCAUGCACAGUACAAUGGGAACUCAAAACCAAGAGUCUCGCAAAGAGGAUCCACAUGCCGAAGAUAAAAUUAAAAUUCCCCUUCCCUCGUCAUCCAGGCCGGCCCUGCUUCCCUCCAUAAAUGGAGAAAUUGGGUCAGAAGACAGCACUCUGGUCUGUGCCAAAUGUAAUAUUUCCUUCACAGGCACAUGGUAUGACAAACAAAGGAAGAGGCCCUGCUGUCCCACCUGUUGGGCUGCCUCGAAGACAAAAGAGCAUCCGAUGAUUCGUUUCAGAAAGUGGAUUCCUUGUGGACAGUGCGUGGGAUGCCACAACACAGUGAACUGCGGGCAGUGUGCAAACUGCAAGCAUGGACUGCAGAGCCCCGAGUCUCGGAAACGCAUAUGCCGGAAACGGAAAUGUAUAUGUCCUAUUCGCAAGGGCCCUGGAAGUGGAGGCUUCAUGCAGCAGAGGCCGUAUAAUGACAUUACUGAACCAUAUGAUGACAGCAUGAGUUUCCAGAGUGAAGUUACAGACUCACAGCACCCGAGUCUCAAAAGCAGCGACACAGAGAACUUCUCAGUUAAUGUGGACGUUGAUGAUGAGGAUGACAUGUCGACGGACGAUGACGACGAUGUGAGUUUAAAAAAAAAAUAAAAAUUACCCUCUACAAAGAGGAGGAUGUGAUUGCCUAA